CCACAGGUCGUGUGAUAUGAAAUGGCUUCCUGAGGAGGAGGAGUGUGGAAUUAGCAGUCUGUUUUCCUCACGCUAUGGUCCUAGUAAAUAUCUUGUUGUGCAUGCCAAAAUAACAGGCAAUUUAAAAUACCGGCGCACUGAAGUAUUUAGUAAUGCUAGGAUUUGUUUAAAUUGUUUCGGGAUUUGUGGGUUGUAAAUUGUAUGAGGACUUUUUUUUUCGUGGAAAAAAUAGCAACAUUACAUUACAAUUUGCAUCUGCACGCUUUGAUAACAAAAGAGAGACGCGCUGUGGACGCAGGAAAACAAAAAGGAAAACGGGAUUUUCCGUCGUUUUUCAGAAAGUGGCAGAAGCGGAGGCAAUGGGGCUCGUUUUGGGGUAUUAAGAAUAGAAGAACUGUAAAGAAAUAUGAGCCUGCUGUUUAUUUUUGUACAGCUUUGCUCGCUGGAAGAGUUUGGAUGUUGCUGCAUAUGUUGAAUUUGAUCGAAUCUACAACAAGUGUUCCGUAUGUUUAUGUUUAUGUUACACUUUGCGCGUUCUUUACAAUAACGCAGAUCGAGAUGCGUGAAUAAACAAAAGAGGAAAAAACACUUUUCUCAAGGGAUUACUGUACACCACGGUUCAAACGCCUUGGGCUAUACACCUUUGUUUUCACACAGCGGCAAAGUAGGUUCUGAAGGGGAUUUACAACAGCGGUUGUUGUAUGUUUUAAAAAUCUAUACCGCCUCGACGUUUAACCAUUACUGUUGUUGGGACAUUUGGCAAGGAAACCAUGCGGGAUAACGAGGAUGGGGAAGGGUUUGAUGGCGAGGCCUCCAAUACUUCAAUGAUUUCUGGGGCUAGUAGCCCAUAUCAGCCGACUACGGAGCCGGUCAUUCAAAGACAUGGGCUGGGCGGGAUGAGGUGGGACACGGAGUACCUGAAGUCAAACUUUGGCAUCUUAAAAGUCCUGCAAGUGGUUUUGGCAUUGAUUGCCUUUAUUUGCAUAGAGACCGUCAUGGAGUGCUCUCCUUGUGGAGGGCUGUACUUCUUUGAGUUUGUCAGCUGUAGUGCCUUUGUCAUCACCGGAGUGUUACUGCUGGUCUUCAGUCUCAACCUGCACACUAAAGUACCCCAGAUCAACUGGAGCCUCACAGAUCUUCUGAACACUGGAGUCAGUACCACCUCCUUCUUCCUGGCGUCGAUAGUGCUGGCAGCUCUGAAUCACCGGAAAGGUGCUGAGAUCGCUGCAGUGGUAUUUGGUUUCCUGGUUACUGCAGUCUAUGCUUUCAACACCUUUCUGGCUGUGAAGAAAUGGCGGCAAAGCGACCAGCGACCGAGCACAGUGCAGACCAGCGACUACACGCGCGCCCGGACAGAGUCGCGAGGGGAAGUGGAACCCCAGCCAGAGAUCCAGCGUCUCGAGGCCUGAGGGUUAACAAUCGCCUUCAGCGCCUCACUCCAUAGUUCACUUUCGUAUCAGAUGCUAGAACUAAGCCACUCAGUUACCUGCCAAGAAGCAGAAGUUUCCAUUAUGGUCAAACAAAAUGAAAUGCAUGUUUGUUCCGAAGUAAAAACCCUAGAAAAUCAAUCCCAUUUCUUUUGUUUUUGCAUAGCAUUUGUUUCCCCUAAACACUGCUUGCUAUGUGCCUUUGCUGAGUCUGUUUUACAACUCAUGCUAUCAAGAAAGAACCUUAUAUGUUUAUGUUAUUAUAUAUUGGUUUUGUACAUAUGUUUUUUUAUGUGUUAUACCUAAGUUCAUGGUAGUUAAGGUUUUAAUGUAUUGUUGCCUGGAUAGUGCGAUCUGUCAAGGUCGACAGCCACUACAGGAUAGUGUUAGGCCCAUGCAGAGUGUCCUAAACAUGUUUUUAGUUAAGUAAUACAAAUUCUACAGAAGCUGCUGUAGUGACACAGAAAAUGAGGAGAAAUGUUGUAGUUGCAGUGAAAAUGCCCUGAAGGGACAGUACUUUAUUUCCUUAAUUUUGUAAUGAAUUUCUAAAUAUGAAGGACUGUUGGUUAGUGAGGAUUUUAUUAACUGAAAUUCAGGGUUGCAUUUGCUUUAUGGUAUUGCCUAUAGUGCAGUUAGGUAUAUAUUUUUUUAAAUCUGCAGUACUUUCCAGUGCACAUAAAACUCUGCUCCCAAUGUAACAGGUUUUGAGGCAUUAUGAAAAUGGCUUUCUUUGUGGGUUUUUUGUUUUUACAGAAUGGCGACAAUAGUGUUCCACCAGCUUUUACAUAGUGACUUUAUAUGAUGGCCUUUACAUUGGUUGUGCUAAUGAUUUUACACUUUUAACUUUUCUGGAUUUUGAGGGUUGUUUUGGAGGAUUUUUUUUUUUGUUUUGUUUAUGCCUUCCCCUACCAAUUAUAUCUGCAAACUGCAAAAAAUUGAUUUCUGACAACUCACUGUCACCAAAACCAUGUUGUAGAAAAUAUCUGUAAUGUGACUUGUGCUAGUGGCUGUAGUUGCUGGAGUGUGGUUGAAAAUGAGUCAGCUGUUCUUGUUUCCCAGUGAUACAGUGUGUGCUUUGAACACAAUGAUUAUUUGUAUAUAUUGAUUCUGUUAAGGCUGCAGGAACCUACAGUAAGUUAGUUGCAGUGACUAUGUAUUUAUUGGUCUGCGUAUUCUUAAUCAUUAAAAUUAUUUUAAUGCAAAAUUUGUUUUAAAGGAUUUCAAAAAUGUUUCUUGCUUCACCUAGGUUGCCUUGCAUUUUGGUUCUAAGCACUGCGGAUGUUGAAACCAAAUCCAGUUCGUGAAUCAAAGUAACCAUUUUUCUAGGUAUGUUUGCUAUAGCUCACUGUUUAAACACUAUCAUUUUUUUUUUUUUUUUUUUUUUUAAUCAUCAGCAUUUUAAAUAUAUUUAUUUCUUUGUUUUAAUUUUUAUUAUAGUGCUUUGAAUAUAAAACGGACCAACUUCUUUCAGAAGCAGCACUGUUUGUCUGUGCAGAGCAGUUAUAGUCUUCUUUCUGGUUAAUGUUGCUAAUAAAACAAAGGCAGGAAUUCUCAAAGCCAUUUACUCCAACCGUAUAUAUAUAUAUUUUUAAAAUAUUAUUAUCUGAGUUUUGUACAUACCCAGUCAGUUUUUCUUUUGUUGUUGAGAGGGGUUUACAUUAAUAUUAAGCAGUUAUAGUGCCAUUGGAAAACUAGAAUUAAGCAACUUUUUAGCACAUUGGAGCCCUUGAAUUAGUUGUUUAUUUUCAAGUUAAUUGGUGUUGUUUUUCCUCUGGACACUUUGGCUUUAAGAAUGUCUUCCUGUUGGCUAUAACAAGGGCUGUACAUGUUCACUAAUGCAUUACAUGUAUUAAUUAAGAAUGAAGGAUGCUUAAGUCACUUUGUUGUAUAAUCCAGAAUUAGUAUUGUUCAGUUCAUUUUAUUGAGGAUGUACUAGGUACACACAUGCACACACAGCUUGUAGUUCAUUGAACACUCUUGUAGGAUGUUGCAGCAGUCCAAUUGUGUUCUGAACAUAAUGAACGUAACCUGUUUUAAACUUGGUCAUUGUUGUUGCCUGAUUUUUAUUUAUUUAUUUUUUUCAACAGUGUACAGGCUAGUAGUUUAUAUUGGUGCAUUUAAGAUGCUAGUACCAAAGGUCUGGCAAAGACAUCUUUACUAGCUUAUUUGUACUAUGGUGGACAUGGGAACCAAACAAGACCUUGCUAUAGUGUCUGCUACCAAUUUAUGGAUAGGGCAGCUAUGUAGAAGAAAAUGUGAUUCAAUUCAUUACCACAAGGGGGAGGUGUUCAACAGUUGUCUGCAGAGUGUACUGUAUGUAAUUACAGGUAUUUAUCUAUAUAUGAAAGCAUAUGCAUUCUUGGCAUUUUUUUUCAUAAGACUAUUAAUUCUUGCAUUCAGUGUAACUUCAUUAUACCAUUUUUAGCCAGUUUUGUAUGAAUAAGCCUACAGUUUGGUAUAAAACAUGUAAAGAUUUAGAAAUAGUUAUUUAAAAGCUUUUUAGAAUUUUGAAAGGUUUACAUACAAAAACUAUCAUUGUGCCACCUCUUCCAUGUAAUUCUAUUAUUAUAAACAUUCUGACCCUGAUACUGCACCACACAUUACUGUGGCAGAGAAUUGUACAUUUCCACAGUGCUUCUUUGCAUUUUUGUUGAAGGUGUAGAGACAUGGAAGUAACAAUGAAGUGAGCCUUUAAGAACAUGUAGUUGGCUUGCCAAAUGGGUUGCUUUUCAUGUAUAUUUUUUAAAGUUCCAGUACAAUGUGGAAAUGUUUCCCUCUUUGAGAAUUUAAAUGGUACAGGUCUGACCCUUUUCUUUCUCUGAAACAGUGCUGAUGUCUGGAUUUUUGUGUUUAUAGAAGUUUUAAUGAUACUGAUCAGUGGCUACAUUUCCUUUGUUGUUUGUGAUGCAUCACUGUCUUUCAAUAAAUGUAUCCUUGUCCCA
Polyodon spathula (Mississippi paddlefish) is the source of this 4369-nucleotide messenger RNA. Its product is annotated as CKLF-like MARVEL transmembrane domain-containing protein 4. The transcript is spliced from 4 exons. Gene Ontology annotation, cellular component: membrane. The record is from RefSeq and is a predicted model, not a curated record. The coding region runs from base 771 to 1409 and encodes 212 amino acids. Lineage: Eukaryota; Metazoa; Chordata; Actinopteri; Acipenseriformes; Polyodontidae.